GAAAGUGAAUUAAAAGGAAGUGAAGAAUUUAACAAAUUUGACGAAUUUAUUAUGUUUCAAAAUCCGUUAAGUGAGAGUGAAGUUCCAAAUAAUCUAUUACAGUUUCAAACUCCAAUAACUUGUGACCGCUUUCACGAAAUUUCAAACGAAGAGCUUAUUCUAGUUAAUGAUGAAAAUACACAACAUACUUUUUAUCAUAAUUAUCCUUCCAAUCCAUAUAUUCAUGCUAUUAGAAAGUUUGGUGGUAAAAAUUAUUCCCAAUCAUAUAAAAUUAUAUCUCUUGGACAAUAUCCUACAAAAGUAAUUUACACUAGAAAAGAAAAGGGAAUAAAUUAUAAAGUUCCGAAUAAUUAUCAAGUAGAAACAACAUUAAGUGGACUAACAGUUUUAUGUAAAACACAAUAUCAAUUUUCGCGUAAAAUUGCAAUUAAAUAUAUUAUUGAAUGGACAGAUGAAAAUGAUCAAAUAAAGUCAAGAUAUAGCUUGUCAUCAGCUGGGGCAGCAGGUUCUUUAUUUUUAAAAGAAAUAUGUAAUAAGCCCAAUUCACGAGUUGCUGGUACAAUACUUUUUGGUCUAGAUAUAAAUUUUUUACAACAAAUGCGCGAAAAUAUUACACAACAAUCUACUAUAUCUGCUAAUCGCAAACGAUGUUUUACUGAACUUAAAUCACAAUCACAAAAAAAUAAACGUAUUACUAUGGUUGGAAAGGAAAUUGCAGCACAAACUUUAACAAUUCUCAAAAAUAAUAAAUUUACCUCACCAUCUGAAGAAAUUAUAGUAACAAUUGAAGCUAUAGUUCUUAAAAUUAAUGGGGAAAUU
This is a messenger RNA of Funneliformis caledonium, 819 nucleotides long. The record is from the annotation of a GenBank genome assembly. Lineage: Eukaryota; Fungi; Glomeromycota; Glomeromycetes; Glomerales; Glomeraceae.